AUGGAGCCCCAGGAGGACACUCGGGAGAUUCUCCUGCCCAGCUGGGAGGGCAGCGGCUCCCACGGCAUCACCAUCGCCCAGACUGACCACGGCGUCUUCGUGCGCUGCGUCCAGCAGAACUCUCCGGCCGCGCGCAUGGGCGUGGUCAGGGAAGGGGAUCAGAUCGUGGGCGCCACCGUGUACUUCGACAAGCUGCAGUCGGGGGAGGCGGCGCAGCUGCUGCAGGCCAUGGGGCAGCACGCGCUGGGGCUGCGGCUGCAGCGCCCGGGUGACCGCUCGCCCCUGGCCGGACACGGCUGCGGCCAGCUGGACACCGUGCCCGGCAGCCCCGAGGUCGUGCUGAGCGGCGAUGACGAGGAGUACCGGCGCAUCUACACCACCAAGAUCAAACCGCGGCUGCGCUCCGAGGACGGCGCCGAGGCCGAGGCCGGGGCCACGCAGAGCAGAACCAUCACGGUCACCCGCAGGGUCACCGCCUACACCGUGGACGUCACCAGCCACGACGGCGACCUCGGCCUCAUCGGCGGCCCCGAAGCCAACGUCCAGAUCCCCGGCACCCCCGAGGGGCUUCACCUGCGGACAGAGCCCCAAAUUCCUGGGGGAGAAACUGGAAAAUCCCUCCCGGGCUGGAAGGGCUCGGCCGCCGUGCCGGGCUCGCCGCGGAUCGAGGCCAACGGACAGUUCGGAGAGCUGGACGGGUCAUUCCACGUGUCCGGCGGGGCUCCGUGUCCGCAGGGCGAGGUCACGGCCUCGUCCCCGCCCGUGGACGUGGGGAAGAUCAAGAUCCCGACGUUGAAAAUCCCCAAAUUCGGGUUCCAGGCCGGCGGCGAAGCCCCGCAGGUGGACGUCACCUGCUCGCCCACACCGGACGUUUCCUCCCCGUCCGGCCAGGCCCCGGUGCCGCAGGUGGACGUGGCCAUCAAAGGUGCCACCAAGGUCCCCUCAGCCCCGCUGGACGUCCCCGGCGCGGAGCUCGCGGACGGCGCCAAGGGGAAAAUCAAAAUCCCGCACUUGGCCUUCCCCAAGUUCACGGCCCAGGGCGACGGCGCCGCGCCCGCGGUGGAAGGAGAAUGGAAGGGCCCCGCCUUCAAAAAGGUGGAAACGCCCCAAAUUUCGCUGUCGGACGUGAACCUGAACCUGAGGGGCCCCCGAGGGGAAGGGGACCUGGCAGGACUUGGCCCCAAGGGGCUCCAGGUGGACGUGGCCGGGCCUGGGGGGGGCCUGAAGGGCGUGGAGGUGGACGCUGGCCUGAGGGGGCUGAAGGGAGGAGUGGACGUGUCCGUGCCCGGCGUGGGGGGCGAGCUGAGGGGGCCUCAACUGGACCUUAAAGGGCCCCAGGUUGGGGUGGAGGUGCCUGGGGUGGACAUCAAGGGGAGCGUCCAGAGCCCCCAAAUCGCCGUGCCCGACGUCGACCUGAGCCUCAAAGCGCCCGGAGCGAAGGGAAACCUGGACAUUUGUGCCCCAAAACUGGAAGGGGAGCUGAAAACCCCCGGGCUGGACAUCAAAGGCCCAAAAGUUGAGGUUGGGAGCCCAGAAAUGGAGAUCCAAGGGCCUGAGGGCAAACUGAAGUUCCCCAAGCUGAAAAUGCCGAAAUUUGGGGUGAAGGGAGAGAGCCCCAGCGUUGAUGUGACCCUUCCCAAAGGAGGGGUGGACAUCAGCGUCCCCAGCGUGGACAUCAGCGUCCCCAGUGUGGACAUCAAGGCCCCCAGCGUGGACAUCAAGGCCCCCAAAGUGGACAUCAAGGCCCCCAAAGUGGACAUUGAAGCUCCUGAAGUGGACGUUCAGGGCCCCGAGGGAAAAUUCAAGAUGCCCAAGUUCAAGAUGCCCAAAUUUGGGCUGAAGGGAGAAGACCCCGAGGUGGACGUGACCCUCCCCAAGGGCGGCCUGGACGUGUCCGGCCCCAGGGUGGACGUUGAGGCGCCGAGUUUGGACAUCCAGGGGCCCGAAAUGAACCUCAAGGCCCCCAAAAUCUCUGUGCCGGACGUCGGCCUGACCCUGAACGGCGCCAAGGCCAGCGGCGACCUGGACGUGUCCGUGCCCGGCUUGAAAGGCCCCGAACUGGACAUCAAAGGCCCCAAAGUCGAGGUGGAAGCCCCAAAUUUGGACAUCCAAGGGCCUGAGGGCAAACUGAAGUUCCCCAAGCUGAAAAUGCCAAAAUUUGGGGUGAAAGGAGAGAGCCCCGAGCUGGAGGUGACCCUGCCCCAGGGCAGCGUGGACGUUUCAGGGCCUGAGGGGAGCUUCAAAACCCCCCAGAUCUCCCUGCCCGACAUCGACCUCAACCUCAAGGGGCCCAAGGUCAAGGCAGAUUUGGAUGUUUGUGCCCCAAAACUGGAAGGAGAGCUGAAAACCCCCGGGCUGGACAUCAAAGGCCCCAAAGUCGAGGUGGAAGCCCCAGAUUUGGACAUCCAGGGGCCUGAGGGAAAACUGAAGUUCCCCAAGCUGAAAAUGCCGAAAUUUGGGGUGAAGGGAGAGAGCCCCGAGCUGGAGGUGACGCUCCCGAAGGGGGAGGUGGACAUUUCGGCCCCCAAGGUGGACGUCAAGGCCCCCAAGGUGGACAUUUCGGCCCCCAAGGUGGACGUCAAGGCCCCCAAGGUGGACAUUUCGGCCCCCAAGGUGGACGUCAAGGCCCCCAAGGUGGACAUCGACGUCCCGAGCGUGGACGUGCAAGGGCCGGAGGUCAAAGGGAAAGGGCUCAAGUUCAAAAUGCCCGAACUCAACGUUCAGACCCCAAAACUCUCCAUGCCUGACGUGGAUCUGGGCUUGAAGGCUCCGAAACUGAAAGGGGACGUUGGAAUUGCCGGGCUGAAAGGCCCCAAAAUGGACGUGAAAGGCCCCAAAGUGGACGUGGAAGGUGCCAAAAUGGACGUGAAAGGCCCCAAAAUCGACGUGAAAGGCCCCAAAAUGGACGUGAAGGGUCCCAAGGUGGAUGUGGAAGGUCCCAAGUUGGAUGUGGAAGGUCCCAAGUUGGAUGUGGAUGUGCCUGAAGUGGAUUUGGAAUGUCCAGAAGGAAAAAUCAAAGGCCCCAAGUUCAAGAUGCCGAAACUCAACAUUAAAUCCCCCAAGAUCUCAAUGCCGGACGUGGAUUUGAACCUGAAGGGACCCAAAGUGAAGGGAGACGUGGAUGUGAACGUCCCCAAGGUGGAAGGGGACAUCAAGGGGCCGAAGGUGGACGUGGAGGUCCCGGACGUUCACCUGGAGGGUCCGGAGGCCAAACUGAAAAUGCCCAAAAUGAAAUUGCCUCAUUUCAACGUGUCCGGCCCCAAAGUGGAGGGGCCCGAGCUGGACGUGACCCUGCCCAAGGGAGAGGUGGACGUGUCCGGGCCGGAGGUGGACAUUGAGGGACCCGAGGUGGACGUUGGAGGAGCGGAAGGGAAGUGGAAAGGCCCCAAAUUCCGGAUGCCGAAACUGAACAUCAAAUCCCCCAAAAUCUCGAUGCCGGAUGUGGAUUUGAACCUGAAGGGACCCAAAGUGAAGGGAGACGUGGACGUGAACCUCCCCAAGGUGGAAGGGGACGUGAAAGUGCCAGAAAUGGACAUUAAAGGGCCAAAAGUGGACGUUGAGGUGCCCGGAGUGGCUUUGGAAGGCCCCGAGGGGAAGAUCAAAGGGCCCAGGUUCAAGAUGCCCGAGAUGCACAUCAAGACCCAGAAGAUCUCGAUGCCUGACGUGGACAUCAACCUGAAGGGCCCCAAGGUCAAGGGUGACGUGGACGUGUCGAUCCCGAAGCUUGAAGGGGACCUGAAGGGCCCUGAACUGGACAUCAAAGGCCCCAAAGUGGACAUUGAUGUUCCAGACGUCGACGUCCACGGCCCUGAGGGGAAAUUCAAGAUGCCCAAGUUCAAGAUGCCCAAAUUUGGGCUGAAGGGAGAAGGCCCCGAGGUGGACGUGAACCUCCCAAAAGGAGAGCUGGACGUGUCCGGCCCCAAGGUGGACAUUGAAGGGCCAGAGGUGGACGUGGAGCUGCCCGAGGGGAAGAUCAAAGGCCCCAAGUUCAAGAUGCCUGAGAUGCAUUUCAAGACCCCCAAGAUCUCCAUGCCCGACAUCGACCUGAACCUGAAGGGCCCCAAAGUGAAGGGAGAUGUCGAUGUGUCUGUUCCCAAACUCGAGGGUGACCUGAAGGCCCCAGACAUCGACCUCAAGGGCCCCAAAGUCGAUGUUGAUCUCCCCGAUGUGGAGCUGGAAGGCCCCGAGGGGAAGAUCAAAGGCCCCAAGUUCAAGAUGCCCGAGAUGCACAUCAAGGCCCCCAAAAUCUCCAUGCCCGACGUCGACUUCGGCCUGAAGGGCCCCAAGGUCAAAGGGGACAUCGAUGUCUCUGCCCCCAAGAUCGAGGGUGACCUGAAGGGCCCCGAAAUCGACCUCAAGGGCCCCAAAGUGGACAUUGAGACCCCCGACAUUGACAUCCACGGCCCUGAGGGAAAAUUCAAGAUGCCCAAGUUCAAGAUGCCCAAAUUUGGGAUGCCCGGGGUCAAGGCCGAAGGCCCCGAGGUGGAUGUGAACCUCCCAACAGGAAACCUGGAUGUGUCCGGCCCCAAGGUGGACAUUGAAGGGCCAGAGGUGGACGUGGAGCUGCCCGAGGGGAAGAUCAAAGGCCCCAAGUUCAAGAUGCCCGAGAUGCAUUUCAAGACCCCCAAGAUCUCCAUGCCCGACAUCGACCUGAACCUGAAGGGCCCCAAAGUGAAGGGAGAUGUGGAUGUGUCCGUUCCCAAACUCGAGGGUGACCUGAAAGGCCCCGAACUGGACAUCAAGGGCCCCAAAGUGGACAUUGAGGCGCCCGAUGUCGACAUCCACGGCCCUGAGGGGAAAUUCAAGAUGCCCAAGUUCAAGAUGCCCAAAUUUGGUCUGAAGGGAGAAGGCCCCGAGGUGGACGUGAACCUCCCCAAAGGAGAGCUGGACGUGUCCGGCCCCAAGGUGGACAUUGAGAUGCCGAGCGUGGACAUUGAGGGGCCGGAGGGGAAGAUCAAAGGCCCCAAGUUCAAGAUGCCCGAGAUGAACAUCAAGGCCCCCAAGAUCUCCAUGCCCGACCUCGACCUGAACCUGAAGGGCCCCAAGGUCAAGGGGGGCGUCGAUGUCUCCGUCCCCAAGUUGGAGGGUGACCUGAAAGGUCCGGAUGUGAAUGUGAAAGGUCCCAAGUUGGAUGUGGAUGUUCCUGAGGUGGACAUUGAAGGUCCUGAGGGGAAGUGGAAAGGCCCCAAGAUCAAAAUGCCCGAGAUGAACAUCAAGGCACCGAAAUUUUCUCUGCCUGAUGUUGACCUGCACCUGAAAGGGCCCAAACUGAAGGGAGACGUGGAUGUGUCUGCCCCGAAAAUAGAAGGUGAUGUGAAAGUGCCAGAUCUGGAGGUGAAAGGACCCAAAGUGGACGUGGAUGUCCCCAAUGUGGAGCUGGAGUGCCCCGAGGGGAAGAUCAAAGGCCCCAAGUUCAAGAUGCCCGAAAUGCACAUCAAGGCCCCCAAAAUCUCCAUGCCCGACUUCGAUCUCAACCUCAAGGGCCCCAAAUUGAAGGGAGACGUGGAUGUGUCCGUCCCAAAAAUCGAGGGAGAUUUGAAGGCCCCAGAUGUCGACAUCAAAGGCCCCAAAGUCGAUGUUGAUCUCCCUGAUGUGGAGCUGGAGUGCCCCGAAGCGAAGCUGAAAGGCCCCAAGUUCAAGAUGCCCGAGAUGCAUUUCAAAACGCCCAAAAUCUCCAUGCCCGACAUCGACCUGAACCUGAAGGGCCCCAAACUCAAGGGGGACGUGGACAUUUCCACCCCCAAGCUGGAAGGUGACCUGAAGGGCCCAGAUGUGGACAUCAAAGGUCCCAAAGUGGACAUCGAAGCUCCUGACGUGGACAUUGAUCUCCCCGAGGGGAAGGUGAAGGGCCCCAAGUUCAAGAUGCCCGAGAUGCAUUUCAAGGCCCCCAAGAUCUCCAUGCCCGACUUCGAUCUCAACCUGAAGGGCCCCAAGGUGAAGGGGGAUGUGGACGUGUCCCUGCCCAAGCUUGAGGGUGACCUGAAGGGCCCAGAGGUGUCUCUGAAAGGACCCAAAGUGGAUGUGGAUGUCCCUGACGUGGAGCUGGAGUGUCCCGAGGGGAAGAUCAAAGGCCCCAAGUUCAAGAUGCCGGAGAUGCACAUCAAGGCCCCCAAAAUCUCCAUGCCCGACUUCGAUCUCAACCUGAAAGGCCCCAAAUUGAAGGGGGACGUUGAUGUCUCUGCCCCCAAGCUGGAAGGUGACCUGAAGGGACCUGAAGUGGACAUUAAGGGCCCCAAAGUAGACGUAAACCUCCCUGACGUGGAACUGGAGUGUCCUGAAGGGAAACUGAAGGGCCCCAAGUUCAAGAUGCCCGAGAUGCAUUUCAAGACCCCCAAGAUCUCCAUGCCCGACAUCGACCUGAACCUGAAGGGCCCCAAAGUGAAGGGAGAUGUCGAUGUUUCUGUUCCCAAACUCGAGGGUGACCUGAAGGCCCCAGACAUCGACAUCAAGGGCCCCAAAGUCGAUGUUGAUCUCCCCGACGUGGAGCUGGAAGGCCCCGAGGGGAAGAUCAAAGGCCCCAAGUUCAAGAUGCCUGAGAUGCACAUCAAGGCCCCCAAAAUCUCCAUGCCCGACUUCGAUCUCAACCUGAAAGGCCCCAAAUUGAAGGGGGACGUUGAUGUCUCUGUCCCCAAGCUGGAAGGUGACCUGAAGGGACCUGAAGUGGACAUUAAGGGCCCCAAAGUAGACGUAAACCUCCCUGACGUGGAGCUGGAGUGUCCUGAAGGGAAACUGAAGGGCCCCAAGUUCAAGAUGCCUGAGAUGCAUUUCAAGACCCCCAAGAUCUCCAUGCCCGACAUCGACCUGAACCUGAAGGGCCCCAAAGUGAAGGGAGAUGUCGAUGUCUCUGUUCCCAAACUCGAGGGUGACCUGAAGGCCCCAGACAUCGAUAUCAAGGGCCCCAAAGUCGAUGUUGAUCUCCCUGACGUGGAGCUGGAAGGCCCCGAGGGGAAGAUCAAAGGCCCCAAGUUCAAGAUGCCCGAGAUGCACAUCAAGGCCCCCAAAAUCUCCAUGCCUGACGUCGACUUCGGCCUGAAGGGCCCCAAGGUCAAGGGUGACAUCGAUGUCUCUGUCCCCAAGCUCGAGGGCCCUGAAAUGGACAUCAAGGGCCCCAAAGUGGACAUUGAUGUUCCAGACGUCGACGUCCACGGCCCUGAGGGAAAAUUCAAGAUGCCCAAGUUCAAGAUGCCGAAAUUUGGUCUGAAGGGAGAAGGCCCCGAGGUGGACGUGAACCUCCCCAAAGGAGAGCUGGACGUGUCCGGCCCCAAGGUGGACAUUGAAGGGCCAGAGGUGGACGUGGAGCUGCCCGAGGGGAAGAUCAAAGGCCCCAAGUUCAAGAUGCCCGAGAUGCAUUUCAAGACGCCCAAGAUCUCCAUGCCCGACAUCGACCUGAACCUGAAGGGCCCCAAAGUGAAGGGAGAUGUGGAUGUGUCCCUUCCCAAAGUGGAAGGUGACCUGAAAGGCCCAGACAUUGACAUCAAGGGCCCCAAAGUUGAUGUUGAUCUCCCUGACGUGGAGCUGGAAGGCCCCGAGGGGAAGAUCAAAGGCCCCAAGUUCAAGAUGCCUGAGAUGCACAUCAAGGCCCCCAAGAUCUCCAUGCCCGAAUUUGACCUCAACCUCAAAGGCCCCAAAUUGAAGGGGGACGUUGAUGUCUCUGCCCCCAAGCUGGAAGGUGACCUGAAGGCCCCAGACAUCGACCUCAAGGGCCCCAAAGUCGAUGUUGAUCUCCCUGACGUGGAACUGGAAGGCCCCGAGGGGAAGAUCAAAGGCCCCAAGUUCAAGAUGCCUGAGAUGCACAUCAAGGCCCCCAAAAUCUCCAUGCCUGACGUCAACUUCGGCCUUAAAGGCCCAAAAGUGAAGGGGGACAUCGAUGUUUCGGUCCCAAAACUGGAAGGGGACCUGAAGGGCCCUGAAAUCGACCUCAAAGGCCCCAAAGUGGACAUUGAUGUUCCAGAUGUCGACAUCCAUGGCCCUGAGGGAAAAUUCAAGAUGCCCAAGUUCAAGAUGCCCAAAUUUGGUCUGAAGGGAGAAGGCCCCGAGGUGGACGUGAACCUCCCAAAAGGAGAGCUGGACGUGUCCGGACCCAAGGUGGACAUUGAAGGGCCAGAGGUGGACGUGGAGCUGCCCGAGGGGAAGAUCAAAGGCCCCAAGUUCAAGAUGCCCGAGAUGCAUUUCAAGACCCCCAAAAUCUCCAUGCCCGACAUUGAUCUGAACCUGAAGGGCCCCAAAGUGAAGGGAGAUGUGGACAUGUCCCUUCCCAAAGUGGAAGGGGACCUGAAGGCCCCAGACAUCGAUAUCAAGGGUCCCAAAGUCGAUGUUGAUCUCCCUGACGUGGAGCUGGAAGGCCCCGAGGGGAAGAUCAAAGGCCCCAAGUUCAAGAUGCCCGAAAUGCACAUCAAGGCCCCCAAAUUCUCCAUGCCUGACGUUGACUUCGGCCUGAAAGGCCCAAAAGUGAAGGGGGACAUUGAUGUCUCUGUCCCCAAGAUAGAGGGUGACCUGAAGGGCCCUGAAAUCGACCUCAAGGGCCCCAAAGUGGACAUUGAUGUUCCAGACGUCGACAUUCAUGGCCCUGAAGGAAAAAUAAAGUUUCCCAAAUUCAAGAUGCCCAAAUUUGGAGUCCCUGGCGUCAAAGCGGAGGGCCCCGAGGUGGAUGUGAACCUCCCAACAGGAAACCUGGACGUGUCCGGCCCCAAGGUGGACAUUGAAGGGCCAGAGGUGGAUGUGGAGCUACCCGAGGGGAAGAUCAAAGGCCCCAAGUUCAAGAUGCCUGAGAUGCAUUUCAAGACCCCCAAGAUCUCCAUGCCCGACGUCGACUUCAACCUCAAAGGCCCCAAAGUGAAGGGAGAUGUGGAUGUGUCCCUUCCAAAGCUCGAGGGUGACCUGAAAGCCCCAGACAUCGACAUCAAGGGCCCCAAAGUCGAUGUUGAUCUCCCUGAUGUGGAUCUGGAAGGCCCCGAGGGGAAGAUCAAAGGCCCCAAGUUCAAGAUGCCCGAGAUGCACAUCAAGGCCCCCAAAAUCUCCAUGCCCGACGUCGACUUCGGCCUGAAGGGCCCCAAGGUCAAGGGGGACAUCGAUGUCUCUGUCCCCAAGCUGGAGGGCCCCGAACUGGACAUCAAAGGCCCCAAAGUGGACAUCGAGGCCCCCGAUGUCGACAUUCACGGCCCUGAAGGGAAAAUUAAAAUGCCCAAGUUCAAGAUGCCCAAAUUUGGAUUUUCCGGGCCAAAAGUGGAAGGCCCCGAGGUAGAUGUGAACCUCCCUGAGGCCGACAUCAACAUUUCGGGCCCCAAGGUCGACGUUUCUGUCCCCGACCUGGAGAUCGAAGGCCCUGACGCGAAACUGAAGGGCCCCAAGCUGAAGAAACCAGAACUGCAGUUUAAUGUACCCAAAAUCUCCAUGCCCGACAUCGACCUCAACCUCAAGGGCCCCAAACUCAAAGGUGACCUCGAUGCUUCUCUUCCCAAGGUCGAGGGCGAGCUGAAAGGCCCCAAACUGGACAUCAAGGGGCCGGAGCUUGAGCUGGAGGGGCCCAAGGUUGACCUUGAAGCAAAAGGUAAAAAAUCCAGGUUUAAACUUCCCAAAUUUGGCUUUUCUGGCCCAAAAGUUCAAAGCCCUGAGGUGGACGUGAAGCUGAAGAAACCUGAUGUGGAACUGUCUGGCCCGAAGGUCGAGGUCCAGGCUCCGGAUUUGGACGUCCAGGCGAAAUCCAAGGGCUCCAAAUUCAAAAUGCCUUUCCUGAACAUUUCUUCCCCCAAAGUCUCGAUGCCGGACGUGGAGCUGAACCUGAAGGGGCACAAAGUGAAGGGGGAGUUUGAUCUGCCCACCCCGAAGCUGGAAGGGGAACUGAAAGGGCCUGAGGUCGACAUCAAAGGCCCCAAGGUCAACAUCGAGGCCCCCGACGUGGACGUUCACGGCCCAGAAGGGAAAAUCAAAAUGCCCAAGUUCAAAAUGCCCAAAUUUGGUGUUUCUGGGUUUAAAGGAGAGGGGCCAGAGGUGGACGUGAACCUGCCCACAGGAGAACUGGACGUGUCCGGUCCGAAAGUGGACAUUGAAGGCCCGGAGGUGGACAUUGAGGGGCCGGAGGGGAAGAUCAAAGGCCCCAAGUUCAAGAUGCCCGAGAUGCACAUCAAGGCCCCCAAGAUCUCCAUGCCCGACAUCGACCUGAACCUGAAGGGCCCCAAAGUGAAGGGAGAUGUCGAUGUUUCUGUUCCCAAACUCGAGGGUGACCUGAAGGGUCCUGAACUGGACAUCAAGGGACCCAAAGUGGACAUUGAGGCGCCCGAUGUCGACAUCCACGGCCCUGAGGGAAAAUUCAAGAUGCCCAAGUUCAAGAUGCCGAAAUUUGGGCUGAAGGGAGAAGGCCCCGAGGUGGACGUGAACCUCCCAAAAGGAGAGCUGGACGUGUCCGGCCCCAAGGUGGACGUUGAGAUGCCGAGUGUGGACAUUGAGGGGCCGGAGGGGAAGAUCAAAGGCCCCAAGUUCAAGAUGCCCGAGAUGAACAUCAAGGCCCCCAAAAUCUCCAUGCCCGACAUCGACCUGAACCUGAAGGGCCCCAAGGUCAAGGGGGACGUGGACGUGUCCCUGCCCCAGGUGGACCUGAAAGGACCCAAGGUGGACGUGGAAGUUCCCGACCUCGACGUGGAAGGCCCGAAAGGGAAAAUCAAAGGCCCCAAAUUUAAAAUGCCUGAAAUGAACAUCAAAGCUCCCAACCUCUCCAUGCCCGACCUGGACCUCAACCUGAAAGGCCCCAAGGUCAAAGGGGGGGUGGACGUCGAUCUGUCAGCACCAAAAAUCGAAGGGGACCUCAGCUUGCCGGACGUCGACAUCAAAGGCCCCAAGGUGGACAUUGAAGGCCCAGAGCUGGACAUUGAAGGCCCCGAUGGGAAGAUCAAAGGCCCCAAGUUCAAGAUGCCCGAGAUGAACAUCAAGGCCCCCAAAAUCUCCAUGCCUGACUUCGACCUGAACCUGAAAGGCCCCAAGGUCAAGGGGGACAUCGAUGUCUCUGCCCCCAAGAUCGAGGGUGACCUGAAGGGCCCCGAAAUCGACCUCAAGGGCCCCAAAGUGGACAUUGAUGUUCCAGACGUCGACGUCCACGGCCCUGAGGGGAAAUUCAAGAUGCCCAAGUUCAAGAUGCCCAAAUUUGGGCUGAAGGGAGAAGGCCCCGAGGUGGAUGUGAACCUCCCAAAAGGAGAACUGGACGUGUCCGGCCCCAAGGUGGACAUUGAAGGGCCAGAGGUGGACGUGGAGCUGCCCGAGGGGAAGAUCAAAGGCCCCAAGUUCAAGAUGCCCGAGAUGCAUUUCAAGACCCCCAAAAUCUCCAUGCCCGACAUCGACCUGAACCUGAAGGGCCCCAAAGUGAAGGGAGAUGUGGACAUGUCCCUUCCCAAAGUGGAAGGUGACCUGAAGACCCCAGACAUCGACAUCAAGGGCCCCAAAGUCGAUGUUGAUCUCCCUGAUGUGGAGCUGGAAGGCCCUGAGGGGAAGAUCAAAGGCCCCAAGUUCAAGAUGCCCGAGAUGCACAUCAAGGCCCCCAAAAUCUCCAUGCCUGACUUUGAUCUGAACCUGAAGGGCCCCAAAGUGAAGGGAGACGUGGACGUGUCACUGCCAAGUGUGGAAGGGGACCUGAAAGGGCCGAAGGUUGACAUGAAAGGCCCAGAAUUUGAUGUUUCUGCCCCAGAUGUUCAAAUCGAGGGCCCAGAGGGGAAGAUCAAAGGCCCCAAGUUCAAGAUGCCAGAAAUGCACAUCAAGGCCCCCAAAAUCUCCAUGCCUGAAUUUGACCUGAACUUAAAAGGCCCCAAAUUGAAAGGGGACGUUGAUGUCUCCGCCCCCAAGCUGGAAGGUGACCUGAAGGCCCCAGACAUCGACAUCAAGGGCCCCAAAGUCAAUGUUGAUCUCCCUGACGUGGAGCUGGAAGGCCCCGAGGGGAAGAUCAAAGGCCCCAAGUUCAAGAUGCCCGAGAUGCACAUCAAGGCCCCUAAAAUCUCCAUGCCCGACGUCGACUUCGGCCUUAAAGGCCCAAAAGUGAAGGGUGACAUCGAUGUUUCAGUCCCCAAGAUUGAGGGUGACCUGAAGGGCCCUGAAAUCGACCUCAAAGGUCCCAAAGUGGACAUUGAGGCCCCUGAUGUUGACAUCCACGGCCCUGAGGGAAAAUUCAAGAUGCCCAAGUUCAAGAUGCCCAAAUUUGGGAUGCCCGGCGUCAAGGCCGAAGGCCCCGAGGUGGACGUGAACCUCCCAAAAGGAGAGCUGGACGUGUCCAGCCCCAAGGUGGACAUUGAAGGACCAGAGGUGGACGUGGAGCUGCCCGAGGGGAAGAUCAAAGGCCCCAAGUUCAAGAUGCCCGAGAUGCAUUUCAAGACGCCCAAGAUCUCCAUGCCCGACAUCGACCUGAACCUGAAGGGCCCCAAAGUGAAGGGAGAUGUGGAUGUGUCCCUUCCCAAAGUAGAAGGGGACCUGAAGGCCCCAGACAUCGAUAUCAAGGGCCCCAAAUUCGAUGUUGAUCUCCCCGAUGUGGAGCUGGAAGGCCCCGAGGGGAAGAUCAAAGGCCCCAAGUUCAAGAUGCCCGAGAUGCACAUCAAGGCCCCCAAAAUCUCCAUGCCCGACGUCGACUUCGGCCUGAAGGGCCCCAAGGUCAAGGGGGACAUCGAUGUCUCUGUCCCCAAGCUGGAAGGUGACCUGAAGGCCCCAGACAUCGACCUCAAAGGCCCCAAAGUGGACAUUGAUGUUCCAGAUGUCGACAUUCACGGCCCAGAAGGGAAAGUAAAGUUCCCCAAGUUCAAGAUGCCCAAAUUUGGUCUGAAGGGAGAAGGCCCCGAGGUGGACGUGAACCUCCCAAAAGGAGAGCUGGACGUGUCCGGCCCUAAGGUGGACGUUGAGAUGCCGAGUGUGGACAUUGAGGGGCCGGAGGGGAAGAUCAAAGGCCCCAAGUUCAAGAUGCCUGAGAUGCACAUCAAGGCCCCCAAAAUCUCCAUGCCCGACCUCGAUCUGAACCUGAAGGGCCCUAAGGUCAAGGGUGAUGUGGACGUGUCCCUGCCCAGUGUGGAAGGGGAGCUGAAAGGUCCCGAGGUGAACGUCACCGCCCCCGACGUAGACAUUCACGGCCCUGAGGGGAAAUUCAAGCUGCCCAAAUUCAAGAUGCCCAAAUUCUCCAUGCCUGGGUUCAAAGGGGAUGGGGUGGACGUGGACGUGAACCUCCCCAAGGGCGAUGUGUCCGUUUCGGGCCCCAGGCUGGACGUGGAGGCUCCAGACCUGAGCAUGGACGGGAAAGUCAAAGGUCCCAAAUUUUCCAUGCCCGAGAUGCACAUCAAGGCCCCCAAGAUCUCCAUGCCUGACGUCGACUUCAACCUCAAAGGCCCCAAAGUGAAGGGAGAUGUCGAUAUUUCUGUUCCCAAACUCGAGGGUGACCUGAAGGCCCCAGAUAUCGACAUCAAGGGCCCCAAAGUUGAUGUUGAUCUCCCUGACGUGGAACUGGAAGGCCCCGAGGGGAAGAUCAAAGGCCCCAAGUUCAAGAUGCCCGAGAUGCACAUCAAGGCCCCCAAAAUCUCCAUGCCCGACGUCGACUUCGGCCUGAAGGGCCCCAAGGUCAAAGGGGACAUCGAUGUCUCUGUCCCCAAGCUGGAGGGGAACCUGCAGUGCCCAGAUGUGGACAUCAAGGGCCCCAAACUGGACAUUCAGGCGCCAGACGUGACCCUGGAAGGACCCAAGGUCAAGAUGCCCGAAAUUCACGUCAAAACCCCCCAAAUUUCCAUGCCCGACAUCGACCUGAACCUGAAGGGCCUGAAGGUCAAAGGUGACGCCGACCUGCACGGCCCCAAGCUCGAGGGGGGUCUGAAGGGCCCUGAGGUCGACAUCAAAGGCCCCAAAGUCGACAUCGAGGGCCCGGCGGUCGAUGUUGACGGUCUGGAAGGGAAAGUGAAGCUGCCCAAAAUGAAAAUCCCCAAAUUUGGCUUUAAAGGGGAAGGUCCCGACGUGGACCUGAACUUGCCCAAGGCCGAGGUGGAUCUGUCCGGCCCCAAGGUUGAUCUCAGCCUGCCAGAGGCCAGCGUUGAAGGUCUGGAGGGAAAAGUGAAAGGCCCUAAACUGAAAAUGCCCGAAAUGCACGUGAACGUCCCCAAAAUCUCCAUGCCCGAGAUAGACUUGAACUUGAAAGGCCACAAAACCAAGGGGGGCUUCGACGUCUCCACCCCGAAGGUGGAGGGUCACCUGAAAGGGCCCGAGGUCGACCUCAAAGGCCCUGAAGUUGACAUCGAAUGUCCCGACCUGAGCGUCGAGGGCCCGGAGGUCAACGUCAAAGCUCCCAAGUUCAAAAAAUCCAAAUUUGGGUUCGGGAUGAAAAGCCCCAAGGCGGAGGUUAUCCCCGAUUUACCCGAGGUGGAGCUGAACGUGGAGUCACCUGAGGCCCACCUGUCCGGGAAGGGGAAGAAGAGCAAGUUCAAGAUGCCCAAAAUCCACAUGAGCGGCCCCAAGGUGAAGGGGAAGAAGGGAGCGUUCGACGUGAACGCGGCGGGGGCCGAGCUGGACGCCGAGCUCAACGUCAGCGGCCCCGACGCCGCCAUGAAGUCCCCCAAAGGCAAGAAACACAUGUUUGGGAAAAUCUCCUUCCCUGAUGUGGAAUUCGACCUCAAAUCGCACAAAUUCCGUGGGGAGGUCCCCAAAGUCGAGGGUGACCUGGAGGCCAAGGGUGACCUCAAGGCCCCGAGCCUCAACGUGGAGGUUGAAGGCCCCGACGUGAACCUGAAAAGCCCAAAAUUCAAACUCCCCGGGGUCCAGGUGGGCACGGGGGACGUGAAAAUCGGGGGGGACCUGAAGGGCCCCGGGGUCGACGUCGCCGUCCCCUCGGUGGCGGUGCCGGACGUCGACAUCGGCGUGAAAGGACCAAAAGUCAAAGGUGAAGUUGGCGCUGCUGGAGCACAACUGGAAGGUCCCGAGGUGAAACUGGGAUGGCCCAAGGGGGGGAAAACGGGUUUGGGGCUGGAAAUGCCGGAGGUGAGCGCGGACGUGGACGUGAAGCUCAAAGGGCCCCAAAUCUCCAGGCCUGAGUUGGAGGGGAACCUGAAAGGACCAAAAUUAAAGGGAGAUUUGGACAUUUCGGGCUCCGCCCAAGGGCCCGGCCUGGACCUCGGCGGCCUGGCGGGGACGGUGAAGCUGCCCACAGCGAAGUCCCCGACGCUGGAGGUCAAGGGGGGCGUCCCCUGCUCCGUCCAGUCCCCAGGGGCCUCCCUGGACCUCCAGGGGCCCUCGCUGGACGUCUCCGGCCCGGAUUUGGAUGUCAACCUGAAAGGACCAAAGUUGAAAGGAGACGUCGGCGUCAAAACCCCGCAAACGUCGGCGGAAGACUCCGGCUACGAAAUUCUGGGGGGCACCAUCAAACUCCCGUCCCUGAAGCUGCCCCAGUUCAGCCUCUCCGGCCCCAGCGUGGACGGAGGGGACGCGGGGGUCACUCUGGAGGGCCCCCAGGUCAAGGGGGGGCUGAAGGGCUCCGGUUUGGGGCUGGAAGGGCCCGAGGUGGAGCUGAAGGGGCCGAAAUUCUCGGCGCCGGACGUUGACCUGAGGCUGAAAGGACCAAACGUGGAUGCGGCCGGAGACAUCAAAGGGCCCAAGGUCAGCGUGGAAGCUCCAGGCCUGGAAGUGUCCGGCUCGGGGUUGAACGUCAACGUCAAGGGGCCGAAGGUCAAAGGCGCAGCCGAGGUGACGCCGCCGUCGGUCAGCGCCGGUUCCGGAACCUUCCACAUCUCCUGCCCCAAGGUGGGCGCCGAUGGCGGCCAGGUCAAGGUGUCCUUCCCCAAGCUGAGGAUGCCGAAAUUCGUCUUCUCCGAGCCCGAGGCCAAGGGCCGCGAGGUCGGGGUGGACGUCGACUUCCCCGGCGCCGACGCGGCCGAGCCGGAGCCGGACGAGGCCGAGGCGCGGCUGAAGAAAUCCAAGCUCAAGAUGCCCAAGUUCAACUUCUCCAAGCAGAAAGGGCGCGGCGCCGCGCCGGGGUCCCCCGAGGCGUCGGGGUCGGUGUCCGGCUCCAAGGGCGACCUCAAGAGCUCCAAGGUGAGCCUGGGCUCGGCCGAGGGCGAGCUGGAGGCCGAGGCUCCGGCGGCCAAAGCCAAAUUCUCGCUGUUCCGCAGCAAGAAGCCGCGGGCGCGCUCGUCGUCCUUCAGCGACGAGCACGCGGCCGAGCCCGACGCCGCCUCCCGGCAGCCCAAGGGCAAAUUCGGGACCUUCGGGGGGCUCGGCUCCAAGGCCAAGGGCUGCUACGAGGUGACGGCCGGCGAGGACGGGGGGCGCGCGCCGGGGUCCCCCCUGUCCUCGUCCUGCGAGGGCGUGGCCCGGGGGGGGCUCCACGUGCCCGGCCUGGAGCUGGCGGUGACCACCAAGCGCAAGGAGUGACCGCCGGGGCGGGGGUUGUACAUAGGCCUGGACAUAGCAGGGACCCCCCGCGUGUACAGAGGGGGGGAGGGGCUGGGGGUCCCCCCCGGAUUUUUGGGGUCCUCCCUGUGCCAUGAGCUUCGAUUCUUUAUUCUCAUUUUUCUUUUCUUUUUUCUUUUUUUUUU
Molecule: messenger RNA, 16529 nt
Organism: Catharus ustulatus (Swainson's thrush)
Lineage: Eukaryota; Metazoa; Chordata; Aves; Passeriformes; Turdidae
Gene: AHNAK
Product: AHNAK nucleoprotein
Exons: 3
Coding region: 1-16365 (5454 amino acids)
Biological process (GO): regulation of RNA splicing
Cellular component (GO): nucleus; costamere; cytoplasm
Molecular function (GO): protein binding
Source: RefSeq, a predicted model, not a curated record